Hyposmocoma kahamanoa is the source of this 1645-nucleotide messenger RNA. It is a transcript of the gene Pur-alpha, whose product is annotated as transcriptional activator protein Pur-alpha. The coding region runs from base 28 to 849 and encodes 273 amino acids. Lineage: Eukaryota; Metazoa; Arthropoda; Insecta; Lepidoptera; Cosmopterigidae. Gene Ontology annotation, molecular function: purine-rich negative regulatory element binding; RNA polymerase II transcription regulatory region sequence-specific DNA binding; DNA-binding transcription factor activity, RNA polymerase II-specific. The record is from RefSeq and is a predicted model, not a curated record. Gene Ontology annotation, biological process: regulation of transcription by RNA polymerase II. Gene Ontology annotation, cellular component: nucleus. The transcript is spliced from 8 exons.
UGCCUGUAGAAUUCGGUGUGGAUUGAGAUGUCGGAUAUCGGCAGCGGUGACGAGGGAAUUUCUAGUCAGAAAUAUCAUGGUCAAGGAAUGGAUGCGGGAGGGAACAAUUUUGACUCCGGUCAGCAGCCACAGGAGCAGGAGCUGGCAACGAAGAUGCUGCAGAUCCAGUCGAAGCGAUUCUACCUCGACGUGAAGCAAAAUCGCCGCGGCAGGUUCAUCAAGGUCGCGGAGAUCGGUGCGGACGGACGGCGCAGCCAGAUCUUCCUGGCGAUGUCGACGGCGGCGGAGUUUCGCGACCACCUGUCUGCUUUUAGCGACUUCUAUUCGUCGCUGGGCCCGCCCAACCCCGACAACGUGCCCGAUGACGGGAAGCUCAAAUCCGAGAUGAUGCUCAAGGACAACCGGCGGUACUACCUGGACCUGAAGGAGAACUCGCGCGGGCGCUUCCUGCGCGUGUCGCAGACGGUGACGCGCGGCGGGCCGCGCAGCCAGGUGGCGCUGCCGGCGCAGGGCAUGAUCGAGUUCCGCGACGCGCUCACCGACCUGCUCGACGACUUCGGCACCGACGACGGCGGGUUCAAGGGCGAGCUGCCGGAGGGGCGGCACCUGCGCGUCGACAACAAGAACUUCUACUUCGACAUCGGCCAGAACAACCGGGGCGUCUACAUGAAAGUGAGCGAGGUGAAGAGCAACUUCCGCACGGCCAUCACGGUGCCCGAGAAGUGCUGGGCGCGCUUCCGCGACAUCCUGGCCGACUACUGCGACAAGAUGUGCGCGCCGCCGCACGCGCACCGCGCGCUGGACUCGCACCAGGACGCCUUCGCCAGCAGCGCGCCGGACCGGAUUUGAUGCGAGGGCGCCGCCGCCUUCUACUGAGCUGCCCGCCGCGAAGCGCCGCCCGCCCCCGCCGCCCCGCCGCCCCGCCGCCCGCCGAGACCCGCGGCCUCCGGGCGGGCGCGGGCGGCGCCGCCGACUUGAGUUUCCCCGCUGUCUUAUGUGUAUAUAGUAUUUUAUAUACGUGUAGUAUAUAUCAGUGCGGAGCGCGCCGCCGCAUCUCGACGCGUAGUUGUAAGACGAUGUGAUAUGAAACGUCCGAGCUUUACCGUUCGGUCGAGACCGCUGUCGGCGCGGCGGGAACACCUUCGUCGACACGUUCGUGGCCUUUUAAUCUAAAUUUACGCACCCUCCCGGCGAGGUGGAUUUUUUUAUCGAGGAACUCUCAACGGCUCCGAGCUUUGUUGUCUAAAUUACGUUUCUUUGUCGAGAGAUGUUCUUUUUCUAAUUUUUGUAAAUAGUUUGGCGGCGACGAAAUGAACUAUAUCGAGUGUUGAAACUUUCCGCGCCGGACUCGCUCCGGCCGCGAGUCGCGCGACUCGCCGUCGCCGGCGCCCGGGCCGUCGGCGACGCGCGGCCGCAACAUAAUAAAUUAAUUGAGAAAAAUGUUAAUGUAAAAUGCCACUUAUCUAGUUAGUAGGUGUAUGUGUUUUUUUUAAAUAUGAAUUAUUUAAAUGUAGUGUUUUUGUCUGUUCACGUCAAAACGCACUCGGCCGGCGCGACCGCGCGAAGACACCGGGUGUUUACAGCGCGACCUCGCGCGAGAUUCGCGGACGAGUCCCGCGCUGCUGUGAUAUUCUCGUAGGCGACC